AUGUCCAUAAGAGCAGCAAGAUUAUCAUGGUCAACUGUUGUUAGGGUUGGAAAAUUGGCACUUUUCUCUAAUAACACCAACAAGAAAAUAUUUUCGCACCAUCAAUUCACAAAAUUAAAUACUUUUAAUACCUUUACAAAUAUUAAUAUUAAUAAUACUAAUAAUGCUAUUAGACAAUAUCACAGCAAGAGUACACUCCAUAACAAUACUGCUAUUGAAAAUGUUACUUUGGAAGAUUCAAUAGAAUCCAGUAAAAAAGAUAGAAUUCAACAUUUGACAGAUGUUCUUGAUUUGAAUCCAAAUUUUGCUCCUGCUCUGUUAGAGAGAGGUUUAUUAUAUCAAGAAUUGCAUGAUUUUACAAAUUCUUGUAUUGAUUUGGAAAAAGCAAUUGAGAUUGAUCCAAAUAUAGAAGGAUUAGUAAAUCUGCAUACUCAACUAGGCUAUAUGUAUUCGAAAGUUGAAAAAUGCCAUGAAAAGGCGAUUUUACAUUUAGAAAAAGCAUUGGAUUUAUGUUUUGAAGCUAAUAUAAUUCCUUCAAAUAUAAUUUUCAUGUUAACAUAUACACUCUAUGACAAUAAUGGUCACCACGAAAAAUCAAUUAAACUUUUAACGAGGGGAAUUAAAUUUCUAUCAAGUUUGGAAGCAACUGAAGAAUUAUCAGAAUUAUAUGUACUGAGAGGAAAUACUCUAAUUUCUGAAUAUAAAAUGUUUGAACGUGGAAAUCAAGAUUAUGAAACAUCACUUCAAUUAGGAGUCAAAACCAAAUUGUAUUGUUUAAGAAUAAUUUUGAAUUCUUAUGUAAAUUUACAGUUAUUUGAUGAUAAGAUAUUAAUGUAUUACAAUAUGGCAAGUGACAUUAUUAAACAAUUUGAAGCUGAAAAUGUGAAACAACUAGAUUAUCAUGUUGCAGAAAUGUAUUACACUGAAUAUUCUAAAAUUAAUACUAUAAUGAGAGAUUAUUAUUGGAAUAGAAAGGAAUUCACACUAGCUCAGCAAUAUGCUGGUGAGGCAAUUUAUAAAAAUAAUCCUGAAAAUAUUAGAAUUGAUCCAAUGCAACAUAAUGAUUAUAGAUGCUUAUGUUUAUUGAAUGGAAAUUUCAGAGAUGUUCUAGAAAAUGUAGAAUAUAUUUAUGGGAAGAUUGCAAGUAACAUUACAGUUGAUUUAAGUUUCAAAGGUGAAUAUUCAGAACUAUUCGGAAACAAAACAGAAACCUUAAUUUCACAACGUAUUUUCUUGGGUUUAUUAUAUGAAGCUGAUAGGCAAAUCGACAACUCGAUCUUAUUUUGUGGACCAAUCAAAGAAUUGUUGAAAGAUUACAAAAUUGAUGAAAAUUUCACAUGUAUUCCAAAAGAAAAAUUGGAAACUCUCUAUCAUGUGCUUGAAGGAUAUUGUAAUUUACAUCAGGGCGAUCAUUCUCUUUUGAAUGAAAACAUUUCUCUUGUUGUAAAAUAUUUUCCAUUUUAUUUAUUUACAAUUGGUACAAGAUACAAAAUUAGAAAUGAAAUGGAUAGGUCAAGAGAGUAUUAUUUACAAUAUUUCGAUAAAAGUGGAGAUUUGGAAGGAUUAUCUGAAGCAACUGACUGUCUAAUUUCACUAAAUAGAUAUGAGGAGGCAGUGGAAGAAUCUGAUAAAUUAUUAGAAAGAGAUCCAUUAUACAUUCAUGCUCUGUACAACAAGGGUGAAUCAUUAUUUCACUUGGGGAAAUUAGAAAGUGCCAGAAAGUGUUUUGAUUUGGCAAUUACUGAAGCUGAGAAACAGAACCACAAACAUCUUGAAUUGAUGGUUCAUUCAUUGAAGCAAAUGUGGCCUCAAUAUUUAAUAUUGUCAAUUCCUAUUACUUUGAAAAAAACCAAUAAAAAAUUAAUUUAA
Naegleria gruberi is the source of this 1869-nucleotide messenger RNA. RefSeq lists its product as uncharacterized. The coding region runs from base 1 to 1869 and encodes 622 amino acids. Gene Ontology annotation, molecular function: protein binding. NCBI's taxonomy places the organism in Eukaryota, Heterolobosea, Eutetramitea, Acrasida, Naegleriidae. The transcript has a single exon. The record is from RefSeq and is a predicted model, not a curated record.